Messenger RNA from Ramularia collo-cygni, 219 nucleotides. Its product is annotated as probable cytochrome-c oxidase chain VIIc. The transcript has 3 exons. The record is from RefSeq and is a predicted model, not a curated record. NCBI's taxonomy places the organism in Eukaryota, Fungi, Ascomycota, Dothideomycetes, Mycosphaerellales, Mycosphaerellaceae. Gene Ontology annotation, biological process: mitochondrial electron transport, cytochrome c to oxygen. Bases 1 to 219 code for a protein of 72 amino acids.
AUGCUCGCCGCCCGCACCGCCACGACCAUCGGCCGCCGCGCCUUCUCCACCACGCGCCCCCAGCUCGGCUCGCCAUACCACUACCCCGAGGGCCCGCGCAGCAACAUUCCCUUCAACCCUCUGACGCGCUUCUUCGCUUUCCGCUUCUGGGGAUUCAUGGCGACGGGAUUCGGCCUUCCGUUCGGCAUUGCUGUCUGGCAGACGAAGAAGAACCAGUAG